Molecule: messenger RNA, 2445 nt
Organism: Paracoccidioides brasiliensis Pb18
Exons: 5
Coding region: 1-2445 (814 amino acids)
Source: RefSeq, a predicted model, not a curated record
AUGGCAUUGAGCAGUGUAUCCAUUACAGAUAUCCAUGUUAAUGACUUUCAGGGUUCAUUGGCCAACGACAUCUACAACGGUCUGAACCCGCCAGACAGAGAACCAAAGUCGAUGCCGACUCUUCUCCUUUAUAGCACCGAAGGACUUCGCCGCUUUGAGGACAUUACAUAUGUGGAUGAAUACUACUUAACCAAUGCUGAAAUUGAAGCCUUGACAAUGCACGCAGCCAAGAUCGUGAAUCAGAUCCCGGAAAAUGCUCAAUUGGUGGAGCUAGGUAGCGGGAAUCUUCGCAAGAUCGAGAUACUAUUGAAUGAGUUUGAACGCAAGAAGAAACCUGUUAAAUACUUUGCUCUUGAUUUAUCUCUUGAGGAGCUCCAACGCACCUUUGCGGCAAUUCCGUCGAGGGGCUAUAAAUAUGUCAAAUGCCGUGGGCUUCACGGCACCUAUGACGAUGCCCUCAUUUGGCUGACGAAGCCAGAAAAUAGACAAUGCCCUACAUGCAUUUUGUCCAUGGGAUCUUCCAUUGGCAACUUUACCCGUCCUGAAGCAGCUCAGUUUCUAAAAAGAUUUUCGGAAUUGCUAGGGCCGUCUGACUCCAUGUUAAUCGGAAUUGAUUCUUGUAAGGACCCGGAGAAGGUAUUCAAGGCUUAUAACGACAGCCAGGGCGUGACAAAGGACUUUUACAAGAUUGGACUCUCUUAUGCAAAUUCAGUUCUAGGGUUUCAAGCCUUCAGAAAAGAAGAUUGGGAAGUGACUGGUCUUUACGAUAAAUCAGAUGGAUGUCAUAGAGCCUACUAUGUCCCCAAAAAGGAUAUCACCUUUAAAGGGGUGGUCUUGAAAAAAGGCGAAAAGAUAUUAUUUGAGCGAGCUUUCAAAUACGGACCAGAAGAUUGCGAGGAGCUCUUCAACCAGGCUCUGCUAACGCCAGUAGCCCAGUUUGGGAAUAGUACAGGCGAAUACUAUCUCCACCUUCUUCUAUCAUGCUGCCUGGAAAUGCCCACUCGAGCAGCGCAUUAUGCUGCCGAUGCUACCCCUAAAGUUUCGGACUUCGAAAGUCUCUGGAAGGCCUGGGAUAUGGUGACCAUUUCCAUGAUUCCCAAGAAUGAACUUUUGUCAAAGCCAAUUAGAUUGCGGAAUGCUCUAAUUUUCUACCUGGGACAUACACCUACCUUUCUUGACAUCCAUUUGACACGAGCCACAAAUGGCAUUCCAACGGAGCCUGCGUACUACCAUUCCAUAUUUGAGCGUGGUAUUGAUCCUGAUGUAGAUAAUCCUGAGAUUUGUCAUGCUCAUUCUGAAAUCCCGGACGAAUGGCCAGCCAUUGGUGAAAUUCUGGCAUACAGAGACGCAGUCCGGAACAGAACGCGCACUCUUUUAAGAGAUGGGAAAAUGGGACGACGUUUAGCUGAGGCGCUUUGGCUUAGCUUUGAGCACGAAGCCAUGCACUUGGAGACAUUUCUGUAUAUGCUGUUGCAGAGUGAUAAGACUCUACCACCUCCGGGAGUUCCUACGCCAGAUUUUGAGGCAUUGGCUCAACAAUCAACCUCCAACUCAACGCUAAAUGCUUGGUUCACCAUUCCGGAGCAACAGAUUUCCAUUGGGUUAGAAGAUCCAGGCAGCGAUGUUAUCCCCAAACAGUCUUUCGGUUGGGAUAAUGAGAAACCGAAGAGAACAGCCGUUGUUCCCGCUUUUAUGGCAAAAGCCAGGCCUAUUACAAACGGGGAGUACGCAAGAUAUUUAGAACAGAAUCACAUCAUGGCUAUUCCCGCUUCCUGGAUCGAUUUAGCACCCAGGACGAACGGAAACAAGCAGAAUGGGUAUGUGAACAGAGCGAGCUCCUUGACAAGUGGGGAUAGCCAAACAAAUCGAACAAAUGCCAGUGCUAGCAAGGAUUUUCUAGAGAAAUUCGCGAUUCGUACUGUAUUCGGGCCAGUUCCAUUAAAAUGGGUGCUAGAUUGGCCCGUCAUGGCUUCCUACAAUGAACUUCAGGAGUAUGCGAAGUUUGUGAAUUGCAGAAUCCCCACUUUUGAGGAAGUCCGGAGCAUUUACAAGUACUCUGCUCUUUGCAAAUCGAAAGAAACCAACCGCGUGCCUUCUUUGACAAAUGGAUAUAGCGACGAAGUUAACGGAAUCGACAGAGGCUUCACCAAGCUAGUUGAUCCCGCUAAAGACAUGCAUGGCAACCCCCGUACACCGGAUCACCAGCCUGUUCAAUCCCAUUCAGCAAACCCCAUGCCAGUGUAUAUUGAUCUCGACGACGAUUGUAACGUCGGGUUCAAACACUGGCAUCCCACUCCCGUCACGCAAAACGGAAAUAGGCUUUCCGGCCACGGUGAAUUGGGAGGAGUUUGGGAGUGGACAGCCACUCCCCUCCAUGCGCAUGAAGGGUUCAAGGCCAUGGAUCUUUAUCCAGGGUAUUCGGGUAUGUGUUACAACAUCCUCUAG